Elephantulus edwardii (Cape elephant shrew) is the source of this 228-nucleotide messenger RNA. RefSeq names its product 60S ribosomal protein L9-like. The transcript has 2 exons. The record is from RefSeq and is a predicted model, not a curated record. Gene Ontology annotation, biological process: translation. Gene Ontology annotation, molecular function: rRNA binding; structural constituent of ribosome. NCBI's taxonomy places the organism in Eukaryota, Metazoa, Chordata, Mammalia, Macroscelidea, Macroscelididae. Gene Ontology annotation, cellular component: ribosome. The coding region runs from base 1 to 228 and encodes 75 amino acids.
AUGAAGACCAUUCUCAGCAACGAGGCUAUAACCAUUCCAGAAAAUGCCCACAUCACCCAGAAGGGGCACAGUUACUUAUCCUUGGGAGGGAAGAGAGGAACCUUGUGGAGGGACUUCAGUCACAUCAGUGUAGAACUCAGUGUCCUUGGAAGGGAAGAGACGAGGCUUUGGUGGGGAACGGCUACAUUUGCACUAUCUGGUCACACACUGAACAUGACUGAGGCGUGA